This is a messenger RNA of Ictalurus furcatus (blue catfish), 4914 nucleotides long. RefSeq names its product FYN proto-oncogene, Src family tyrosine kinase a (gene fyna). Gene Ontology annotation, biological process: cell surface receptor protein tyrosine kinase signaling pathway; cell differentiation; T cell receptor signaling pathway. The record is from RefSeq and is a predicted model, not a curated record. The coding region runs from base 1040 to 2656 and encodes 538 amino acids. The transcript has 12 exons. Lineage: Eukaryota; Metazoa; Chordata; Actinopteri; Siluriformes; Ictaluridae. Gene Ontology annotation, cellular component: extrinsic component of cytoplasmic side of plasma membrane. Gene Ontology annotation, molecular function: ATP binding; non-membrane spanning protein tyrosine kinase activity; signaling receptor binding.
CGUUGUGCGUUCUUCCUAACACACACACACUUCAUCGUGACUCCGGCAUUAGCAUGCGUAAUGGCAGGGAAGGCGGGACCAACCGUAGGGGUGGAGUCUAAUCUGGGCGCAGGAAGAGUUCGAGAUCUGAUUGGCCGAACCGCAUGUCAAUCACAGCCUGGUUGCCUCGCCGACGUCUGUUCCAUUUCAGAGACGGGAGCAGCCCAGAGCGGUUUAGGCUUCGCUGUUUGUUUGUUUGUUUGGUUGGUUGGUUGUUUUUCACCGAUGGAAAUCAUCACGAUAUAAAAAAAACAACAACAACUCGUUGUUGAUUCUACGCAAGAAGAGAUCGCGGUCCUGGCUUGGUUUUCCGAGGAGCCAAUCGUAGAUGUUCUUACUCCAUCUUUAAUUGAAUGGAAUGCAAAUACUCGGCUGUGGUGCCCCAGUGCUCGCCGCGGUAUGUCUAAUAGACAUCUGUUUGCGUUUUCUUGCUGUGUGUGUGUGUGUGUGUGUGUGUGUGUCACUUUUCCAGCCUUCGCUGCCAUCGCCUUCGCCGCUCCGGAGUCUAAGCGACGACGCCUUUACGUGCAGCGCUACAAUAGUAGGACUAGAGUCGUAGCGAAGCCUGCUAUUGUGUGCUAAAUUCAUAACUUGGACCUGCUGUGAAAGAACGUGACGGUGCGAUGGCGUUGCCGACCUCGCCCAUGUGGUUUAUUCGUACAAGAACCAAAAGUAGAAGAGUACAGCCGUUUGUUUUGUUUGCUAAGAUGGAGCCUGGAGAAAGACCGCUGCUACAUGUGAAAGCACUAGUCUGUAUAGUCUGUAUUAAAUUGAUUCGAUUUCAUUUCCAAUUAUUUGCGUUUUCCGCCUGCGGGACCGAUUCCAGAAGUCGACCUGGCAUAAAUAAACAUGACCCUGUGUGCGGGCGUGUUGGUGACCGAAAGAAAACGACAAUUUUGGGUGUAGCGCUUAUUUUUUCCUUUUUUUUUGUGCGUAGUUAUUUAUAGCUCUUAGCAUAAACGAUGGUUCGUUUUCCUCUCCUCCAAUCAGAAUCUAGAUAAUGGGCUGUGUACAAUGUAAGGACAAAGAGGCAACCAAACUGACAGAUGAGAGAGAGACGAGUGUUUCCCAGCACGCUGGGUACCGCUAUGGGGCCAACCCGACGCCCCAGCACUACCCCAGCUUUGGGGUCACCGCCAUUCCUAACUACAACAACUUCCACGCGCCCGUCAGUCAGGGGACCGUGGCGGUGUUCGGAGGAGUGAACAGCUCGUCACACUCGGGAACUCUGCGCUCACGUGGCGGAACAGGAGUUACACUCUUCGUAGCACUUUACGAUUACGAGGCGAGGACUGAGGACGAUCUCAGUUUUAGGAAAGGAGAAAAAUUCCAAAUCCUCAACAGCACGGAAGGAGACUGGUGGGAGGCUCGCUCCCUCACUACAGGUGGAACAGGAUACAUACCCAGCAAUUACGUGGCUCCAGUAGAUUCGAUCCAGGCCGAAGACUGGUACUUUGGGAAACUCGGGCGUAAGGAUGCAGAGAGGCAGCUGCUGUCGAAUGGAAAUCCUCGGGGCACUUUUCUCAUCAGGGAAAGUGAAACCACUAAAGGAGCGUAUUCCUUAUCUAUACAGGAUUGGGAUGAUGUUAAGGGUGAUCACGUGAAACACUAUAAGAUCCGUAAGCUUGACAACGGAGGCUACUACAUCACCACCCGGGCUCAGUUUGAGACGCUGCAACAGCUUGUUCACCAUUACUCUGCGAGGGCUGCGGGACUAUGCUGUCGAUUGAUAGUCCCCUGCCACAAAGGCAUGCCUCGCCUUGCAGAUCUGUCAGUCAAAACCAAAGACGUGUGGGAAAUCCCGCGAGAGUCGCUUCAGCUCAUCAAGCGCUUGGGGAACGGCCAGUUCGGCGAGGUCUGGAUGGGUACUUGGAACGGAACCACGAAAGUAGCAGUGAAGACCUUGAAACCAGGCACCAUGUCCCCUGAGUCGUUCCUGGAGGAAGCUCAGAUCAUGAAGAAACUGAGACAUGACAAGCUAGUGCAGCUGUAUGCCGUCGUCUCCGAAGAGCCUAUUUACAUCGUCACGGAAUACAUGGGCAAAGGGAGCUUGCUGGACUUUUUGAAGGACGGUGAAGGACGGAGCCUUAAAUUGCCAAACCUUGUAGACAUGGCAGCUCAGGUGGCUGCAGGCAUGGCUUACAUCGAGAGAAUGAACUACAUCCACAGAGACCUGCGGUCGGCCAACAUCCUCGUGGGUGACAGUUUAGUAUGCAAGAUUGCGGACUUUGGCCUGGCCAGGCUGAUAGAGGACAACGAAUACACAGCUAGACAAGGUGCCAAGUUCCCGAUCAAAUGGACGGCCCCCGAAGCCGCGCUCUACGGACGGUUCACCAUUAAAUCAGACGUGUGGUCGUUUGGAAUACUGCUGACAGAGCUGGUGACCAAAGGCCGUGUGCCGUAUCCAGGGAUGAAUAACCGUGAGGUGUUAGAGCAGGUGGAGCGUGGAUACAGGAUGCCGUGCCCUCAGGACUGCCCGAUCUCUCUGCACGAGCUCAUGCUGCAGUGCUGGAAGCGAGAUCCCGAGGAGAGACCCACGUUCGAGUACCUGCAGGCGUUUUUGGAGGACUACUUCACUGCCACCGAGCCCCAAUACCAACCAGGAGACAACCUCUAAGCCGCAAACAAAACAACAGCUGGAGAGUUAAAGCGAGUGGAUUCGUGCUUUAAUCUCGAAGAUUACAACACCAGUCCAGUCACUUUGACUUACUAAUGCUAUUAGACGUUGUGGUGGGGGGGGGGAUGGAUAAAUAAAUAAAUAAAUAAAUAAAUAAAUUAAUGAAUACAUCACCUGGACGACGGAAAACCUCCUUAGAACUCGAGAGCCAGAGGAAAACGCAUCGCCGCGACACGCACUGUCCCGAACGACGACACGCUGCACGAUCGAUGAUUAAAGCUUCCAGAUUCGUUGCCAUUUCGAUCCAGUAUUCGACCCGUUACUCAUCUUCCAUGAAAAGGACGUGCCAUCUUAAACGUGUUCACUAAAGCCAAACCACAUUUUGGGGACAACACACGAGUGUUUGGGAGAAAGGAAAAAAAAAAAAAAAAAAAAAAAGGAUUAAGGAUAACGGAUGUUUGUAUGUAGUGUAAAUAUGAUUGUGUUUACUUAACCCCGUUUUAGGCUUUAUAUUACUUUUUAUAAUGCUUUUUAUUUGAUUUGAUUUGUUGAAUUUUUUUUUUUUUUUUUCUCGUAUGGAGUCACUGCUCAGAGAAAAAAAGUAUGAAUACCGAGGCUGAAACAAGACGACUAGUUCGGGAAACGGCCUCUUUGAAAACGUCCGGGACUCUCUUGAUUAUUUAUUCCAGUAACCACACCCUCUUUCUUUAACUUGGAGAAAUCCUGCAGCACAUAGCUUAGCGUUCCUGACACUAAACCUUGUGACUUUUUCACCGAAUGGAAAAUUUUGUGCGUGCACUGGUGACUCUGCUCAGCUUUAUUAUUAUUAUUAUUAUUAUUAUUAUUAUUAUUAUUAUUAUUUGCACCUGCUUUUAGCAAAAGCUCAGUGUCUCCAUUCCCCCCCUCCCCCUCCUUGCUAGUGCAUUUUUCUAUUUAGUCACUUUGGAUUAACGAUAGAAGAAUUAUGCAUCGAUAUAGUAAUCAGGCUGUGUGGGCAUUAUGCUUGACUAUACCUGCAUCUCUCUCUCUCUCUCUCUCUCUAGCGAAGAUGAUCAAAUAAAAUAAAUGACUAACAUCAUCAUUGUUGUAAGAGGCAUAAAAGCAAAGCGUUUAAUUGCAUUACAAUGUGCUAUGAUUUAACAUAACUAAGUAGGGAAAAAAAAAACAAAACCUUAAUAUUAACUCCACUGAGCUUGUCUAGCUUCCUUCUGGCCCUGAUUUCUGUCCCUGAUAUAAAACGAUAUCAAAACGUCAUGUCUGGACCGCAUUUAACCUCGAUCAGUAUGUUCAAAUGUCGAAAGCCCUCGUCUAUCAAGCAGCAUUAGCAGGCCCAUUUUCACCUCGUUUCCAUUCCAGCUUUCACUCGAAUAUCUAGUGAAGGUUUUUCUAUAGAAUAGUGCACACUAUAGUAAGCCGUACGAACACGGGCUCCAACUCCGACCUCAUGGUUUUCACCAGAUUCUCUCUUCUUCUUCUUCUUCUUCUUCUUCUUCUUCUUCUUUUGUUUUUUAAUCAUCCAUUUGAAUGAAUUAAUUCAUAGAUAUAGUGUUUUUAUUUAAUUGUUGUUGUUUUUUUUUUUCAUUUAUGCACAAACAUUUGUAGAAUAAAGACUCAUGCCCAAGCCCAUUUCUUUGGAUUUUAUGUUUCUCUUCUGAAAUUAUCUUUAUUAUUAUUAUUAUUAUUAUUAUUAUUAUUAAUAAAUUAUCUUCAUUUAUCUUUGUCUUUCUUAUACCACAGUUUGUUUGGAUUCUCAAAUCUGAUUGGUCAGAAGAUGUUGAUUAAUCAGCUGCAAGAAAAACGACCGAUUUUAUAUUCACGCGCUUGUUCGAGUACCGUACGUUAUCAUUUCAAGUAACGGCUCGUACACGGCGGCUCGUACGACGGACACACGAGUCUGAUCUUAAAACGUGGCGUUGUUUAACAAAGGACGACGUCAUGGUUGACGUCUUCUGUAAGGAGAUGUUUAUUUAACGUUUUAUGGUAAGGAGUCUCCAGUGUGAGUAAGUUUAGGUCUUUUAGCGCUUUCUGGUUUCUCUGUGACGAUCUGCGGGGGGGGGGCGGGGCGGGGGAGGCGGGGUUUCUCAUCCGUGUCAACAUCGAGAGUGGGAAAAGAGAUGCUGGUGAGGAAACGACUGUUUAUAGCGGCUAUAACGUUAAAGCGAAACAACUAACUUGUUUCCAGGCCAUUGAAUGUAACCAUAAAUGGAUAAAUAGUACAUCGUGUGACUCGUGAGCAAAUCCCUGUGGUAUAAGAGGAA